Messenger RNA from Lachancea thermotolerans CBS 6340, 960 nucleotides. It is a transcript of the gene ATX2, whose product is annotated as Mn(2+) transporter ATX2. Lineage: Eukaryota; Fungi; Ascomycota; Saccharomycetes; Saccharomycetales; Saccharomycetaceae. The record is from RefSeq and is a predicted model, not a curated record. Gene Ontology annotation, biological process: transmembrane transport; zinc ion transport. Gene Ontology annotation, cellular component: membrane. Gene Ontology annotation, molecular function: metal ion transmembrane transporter activity. The transcript has a single exon. The coding region runs from base 1 to 960 and encodes 319 amino acids.
AUGUCAGUUACUUUAUCUGAGGUGCUUGUGACGGCGUUUCUGUUUCUGACAGUGGUAUUUGCCAUAGGGCUUGUGCCCAUUUACCUCGUUGGCAGAAGAGAUGCUGGAGAAAGCAAAUAUCUAGCCAUGUUUUCGCUUUUCGGGGUGGGAAUGUUAUUGGGGACUUCGUUCAUGUUAGUGAUCCCAGAAGGUGUGGAAGCGUGCUUGGAGCACAAUGGAAACGUGGGAUUGAAUUUAUUGAUUGGUUUUAUGGUCGUAUUCUUUUUGGACAACGUGGCAUCGGCUGUAGCGAAGGGCGCUAAGACAUCUAGACUGUCAUCUUUUCUACAAGACGCUCCAGAAAUGAAUUCUUGGAAGGAUGUGCUCAAGCCUAAGAAGGCGCUAACACUGGUAGUGAGGAAUCAGGUUGUUUUCGCUCUUGUGGUACACGGGUGUUCAGAUGGAUUAGCUAUGGGUGCAGCAACGAGUAAUGACUCAGUCAAGUUUGCUACGCUUAUUGCUAUCAUCAUCCACAAAAUACCCGCUGUACUGUCAUUGAGCAGCGUAAUGGUCACGAAGCAGCAUCUACCCGCACUUGAAGCGGUUUCAAACUUGCUCGCGUUCUCCAUGUCUACGCCCGGUGCCUACAUAGUGAUUUCAGCAUUGAACUUGAAGAAGUGGGAGGCUUUGGAGUGGGUUAGCGGAAACAUCUUGUUGAUGAGUGGUGGUAGCUUGCUUUAUGCUGCAGUGUCUGCGUUGUUAGGAGGACAUGAUCGCACCCCGGAAACUCACGAAGUUAGAGGCGCCGAACCGCUGAUGUCAAGCUCAUUGGAUCAAGAGUUCACUUCUAAAGACAUGACCCCAUUCGAGAUCGUCUCGUCCCCGGUGAAGGAGGAAGUCCCACAUGGGGAAACGCUGUACGUGGUAGCAGGGGUUAUUAUCCCAGUGAUCGUUUCGUACCUGAUAAGUGAGAAGAGCUGA